GGCAAAGUUAAACGUGAAAAUUUUUCUCAUCAUUCCGAACAGAGAGAAAAAAAAACAGGAAAGAAAAACGCCAGAAAACGAUAGAAAAAUUUAUUUUAAACGAAUAGAUGACUGAAAAUCUAAAGGAUUUUUGUGUGUAACAUUUAAAAAAAUUUAAAAUAUUUUAAAACAAGAAAAUAAUUUGAAAAAAUUGUCACACCAAUACCUGGGGGCAGAGAGAGAAAAAAAUUCCAAACCAAAAAUUGUUAUGAAAAAAAAUUUCUGUGAAAAAGUGAAGAAAAAUGAAGUGAAAGAAAUAAUUUUCCCAAGAAAAUAUAUCUAAAAAAUCCAUUUGAAACCCAAAAAAAAAAGAAAAUCUCCUCAGAAAAAAAAAACUGUUGAAUAUUUAGCAUUGAAUAUUUAUGCUCUUGAGGGUGUGAGAAGAGUAAAAGUGUCCGUGUGUGUGUGUGUCCAUUGUGUAGUGAGUGUCUAAAAUCCUAUCUCUACUCCCCAGCCCCUUGCCCCCUCCUUUGGCACAUCAAGGAUCAGUGAUAAUUAUAGCGAAAAAGAAAAUUAAGUGAAAAAAAAACCUAACGUUCAAAGGCCAUUGUUGGCAUUAUCAACGUAAACGUCAUCCACACCGCACCAUCCUUCAAUUGACAGUCAGCCACCCACCAGACAGCCAGUCAAUUGUUGUAUUCCAAGGAAAUUUUGCUCAGAAGGAACCUCAACUUGAUUGGAUUUCAAAGGCUUUGGCAAACACCGUGGAUAAACAUGAAACCUUCGGAGCUGUUAAGCGUUUUGGAAAGGGUCAAAUUCAAAGUUCCCUUGCCACCCGGGGUGUCGACAUCAACACUGCUGCCAAAAUUAAUACGCACCAAAGAUGUUAAACAAUUGCAGGACGGCACAACACAACCUUCAAAGCCAAAGCUAACGAAAUGCCUAAACACUCUGGAUCUCACAUCAUUGGGCAUCGGUUCCUGUUGCGGCACCGGCAUGUAUUUAGUUGCCGGCAUGGUGGCCAAGAAUAUAGCUGGUCCUGGUGUGGUAAUUAGUUUUGUUAUUGCUGCAAUAGCUAGUAUAUUUUCAGGCGCCUGUUAUGCGGAAUUCGGUGUACGAGUACCGCAUACGUCCGGUUCGGCGUAUAUGUAUUCAUAUGUUGCUGUUGGUGAAUUUGUUGCAUUUGUUAUUGGUUGGAAUAUGAUAUUGGAAUAUUUAAUAGGAACAAGUGCCUGUGCAUGUGCGUUAAGCUCCAGUUUUGAUUCACUUACUGGUGGUGCAAUAUCAAGCACAAUUAGUGAUACAGUGGGUACCAUAUUUGGUAAACCACCGGAUUUUAUAGCCUUUGGCAUAACGCUCAUGAUGACUGUGGUAUUAGCGUUGGGCGCCAGUAAAUCCGUGAUAUUCAAUCAUACUUUAAAUGCCAUUAAUUUGGCCACCUGGGUAUUUGUUAUGACCGCCGGGUUUUUCUAUGUGGAUUCCAGUACAUGGACAGAGCAUCAGGGCUUUCUGCCCUAUGGCUGGAGUGGGGUAUUUUCCGGUGCUGCCACCUGUUUUUAUGCAUUUAUUGGCUUUGACAUAAUAGCCACAACGGGCGAGGAGGCCCAUAAUCCACAAAAAAGUAUUCCAAAAGCAAUAUUGGGUUCAUUGGUCGUCGUCUUGCUGGCCUAUGUCACCGUCAGUUUGGUAUUGACACUGGUGGUGCCCUACGAUCACAUCAAUACGGGUGCAGCUUUGGUGCAAAUGUGGACAUAUGUCAAUGCGCCCAAGUGUAGGGCAAUUGUGGCAAUUGGUGCCACAGCGGGUCUUUCGGUGGCCAUGUUUGGUUCCAUGUUUCCCAUGCCCCGUGUUAUUUAUGCCAUGGCCCAGGAUGGUUUGAUAUUUAGACAACUCUCACAGCUGUGGCAACGUACAAAUGUACCAGGUUUGGCAACAAUUGGUAGCGGUAUUGCAGCUGCCCUCGUGGCACUCUCUGUACGCUUGGAAAUUCUCGUCGAAAUGAUGUCCAUUGGUACCCUUCUAGCCUACACUUUGGUAUCGACUUGUGUUUUAAUAUUACGCUAUCAGCCACAUAGUACAUCGCUCAUCGAGCUGCUUCCAGCACAAUUACGUACACCCAUUGCCGCCGGGGCGUCGGGGGAUCCCCGAGCCACUACCGCUGAAGUUAUGGAAUCAAAUAAGCUAACAAUAAAACGUGUAACCCGCGGCAUGUCCGAUUCGGAUGAUUCAUUCAUUGAUGAAAGUCCCGAUGGCUAUAUGGGUCGUGAUGAUCAAUUUUUGGUAUCCGAUCGUUCAGAGAAUAAAUUCUAUGGUGCUGUCCAUGGAGCACCCACCGGACCAACGGGUCAGGCCAAUGCCUUCGAUACAAUGGGUCUGAAUUUUGUCUCACGCAAAAUUCAUGAAUAUUCGUACCUGUGUCCUGGAUUUUUCCCCUGGAUCAAUCCGGGUCAAGCCACCUCGGAAAGUGGCAUGUAUGUGACCAAGCUUGUUGGCAUCAUGUUCGGUCUCAUAUUCUUCUUGGAUCUGUUUGCGGCCAUUGGCUGGUCCGGUGGCUUCGCAGCAUUCAUUUAUUUCAUUUUAAUUAUCGGCAUAUUUGUGAUAUUAUUAAUUAUCUCAAGACAACCACAAAAUAGAUAUGCACUUGCGUUCCUCACCCCUGGACUUCCAUUUAUUCCGGCAAUCGCCGUUGCCGUCAAUAUUUAUUUAAUAUUUAAGUUAAGCAUCUUAACCUUAGUUAGAUUUACCAUUUGGAUGACCUUGGGUCUAGUGGUGUAUUUCUACUAUGGCAUUACGCACAGUAGUCUGGAACAAACUACCGAUGAAAUGGAGCUACGAGUGGAUAAAGAUUAUAGUAAAAAUGCCAAUGUGGAGGAGAAAGCAGUCUGGGAUCAACCUUCCUUUAUGAAUCAAAAUCAUGAACCAGUAUGGGCCAGCAAAGAUAAUACCACAACAAAUACAAAAAAUACAACAAAACAAUCUUCAAAUUAUUCCACAAAAUCACAAAAGAACUCAAAUCCCCCACCGGUGGCCAAUACACACAACACAACAAGUGCACGAAAUCCCGGAAUCGGACAGACAGCUGGCAACUCGGGAACAUUUAGUAUGUUUGUGGAUGAAACAGAGUUUCCAACGUGGGAUGAUUAAAAGUAAGACCAAUGCUCAUCCCCAAACCACAUUUGUUUUAAGUAUUAUUGAUUAGAAAAAUAAAAAGUCAAAACAAUGGAACAAAACAAAUCCCCCCCUCCCCUCCACACAAUCCUACAAAGUAAAUAAAAUCUAUAGAAGAAGAAAAAUAUAACUAAAAUGUGAGAGCAAUGCUUAGAAUUAUUCAAAGUUAAAAACAACAAAAAAAAAUUCCAUAAAAAAUAUCAAAAAAUUUGUGUUAAUGAUAUUUAUUAUAGUUUACUUUUUAUGUAAAUAUUUGGAGUAUUUAUUUAAUUAAAAAUAGAAAAACAAAAAAAAACACUCAUUCACAACAUUAUACAUAUACUAUGUAUUUAUAAAUGUAUAUACCUAAAAAAAACUUAGUUAAUUUAAAAAAAAUAUAUACCAGGUCAUAUGGAAGGAUUUUGAUGUGUUUGGGUUUAAAAAAAUAUCAUUAAAUUUUGGCUGAGCCAAUACUUAAUAACUUCGGAUUCAAUGGAAAGUACUUUAAAACAUUAAAUCGAAUCAUAUGACCUAAAAAUGUUAUCACUUUUCGUUUUUUUGUUUAAUUUAUAUUAACUACGUUUUAUUACAAAAUAAAACGACAAUUUUACAUAUUAUACACUUAUUACUAUAUAUAUACAUAUACUUAUAAAUAAUCCCCCGACAAAAAGUCAUUUUCAAUGUAUAAUUGACUAAAAACUUCAACAAUUUAUUAUCUACACAUAGUUAAAUAAACUAAUUAUACAUUUUUUCUAACUAAUUACAUGUUUCGGUAAACAAAAUGGAUUGUUUUAUAUUACACAGAAUCUUAAAGUCACAGUUUUAUAUUUAAGUCAUAGGCACGUUCUUAUAUCUUUACUCUAUAGUCCACUUUUAUUAUCCCUUACUUUAGGAAAAUUGAUGGACAAAGUUCACAUUAUCGGGUUCUCAUUAUUACAUCUUUCCCAUGGCAGAAGAAUACAGGUAGAUGCAUGAACGCUUGGGAACAUUGAUACGUCAAAAAAUUUUAAAUGUCUUUUCAAAUAUAAGUAUAUUUUUAUAUGUUUUCUUAUACUACGUCAUUCGGAGGCUAUUAUAAUUCGCGUUUUUCAACAAUUUUUACAAAUUUAAAUAAUUUUCAUUCAACAUUUUCAAUUCCAAAAUUGGUUUGACAGUUCAUUGUCCCAGCAGCUGUGUCGACGCGUCUACCUAUAUUCUUCUACCAUGCAUCUUUCCCCUAAAACAUAUGCAAACUUUACCGAGAUCUGGCAAGCUUUUUGUAAAAGUAACUAGUAGUCACUGCAUGUAUUCACAGUGGCAACUUCAUUUUAAUUUAAAAAUAAUA
Molecule: messenger RNA, 4450 nt
Organism: Musca domestica (house fly)
Lineage: Eukaryota; Metazoa; Arthropoda; Insecta; Diptera; Muscidae
Product: high affinity cationic amino acid transporter 1
Exons: 12
Coding region: 754-3123 (789 amino acids)
Biological process (GO): amino acid transport; transmembrane transport
Cellular component (GO): plasma membrane
Molecular function (GO): amino acid transmembrane transporter activity
Source: RefSeq, a predicted model, not a curated record